Molecule: messenger RNA, 1557 nt
Organism: Argentina anserina (silverweed cinquefoil)
Lineage: Eukaryota; Viridiplantae; Streptophyta; Magnoliopsida; Rosales; Rosaceae
Product: DNA polymerase lambda-like
Biological process (GO): double-strand break repair via nonhomologous end joining
Cellular component (GO): nucleus
Molecular function (GO): DNA-directed DNA polymerase activity; DNA binding
Source: RefSeq, a predicted model, not a curated record
AUGGUGAGUUCACUAACCGAAUGCGAUCCAGACGGAAUGUUCGCCGGAAUGGUCGUCUACUUAGUCCACAGUGGAGUCAUGUACCGUCGAUUACAGAUAUGGAAGCAGAAACUGGUCCAAAUGGGAGCCACUAUAGAAUUGAGAGUAACCAAAAACGUCACACACAUAUUGGCUAUGAACCCAGAAGCUCUCUUACAAGAAGCGGGCAGUGAGAGAUUGGAAUUCUUUAAAGGGAAAGUUGUGCUAUAUUAGUGGCUACAGGAUAGCUUGAGCUCAGGUGAAAAGGCACCUGAGGAAUUGUACCUUGUAGAAUUGGAAGCAGAAAAGUCCUGUACUGAAAAUGAAACUCCAAAUCCCUAAAAGACUAAACCUUCUCCUGAGAAUUUACCUCACACUCCAAGCCCUCAAACUGCCAAAGCUCUGAAUGAGGAUCAGGUCACACCAUUGCAGUCAUUGUCACCCUACAGCCCACCUGAUUUGAACAGCAACAUAACUCAGGUAUUUGGGAAGCUUAUUAACAUUUAUAGAGCCUUGGGCGAUGAUCGGAGAUCCUUUAGCUAUUCCAAGGCUAUACCAAUUAUAGAGAGAUUGCCGUUCAAGAUACAAAGUCAGGAACAAGUUAAAGGCUUGCCUAACAUUGGAAAGUCAAUGCAAGACCAUAUUCAGGAAAUUGUGACUACAGGGAAGCUAUCCAAGUUGGAGCACUUCGAAACGGAUGAAAAGGUACGAACUAUCAGCUUAUUUGGGGAAGUUUGGGGAGUUGGUCCGGCUACUGCACAAAAAUUGUAUGAGAAAGGACACCGCACAUUAGAUGAUCUGAAGACUGAAGAAUCAUUAACAAGUUCACAGAAGUUAGGUUUAAAAUAUUUUGAUGAUAUCAAACAAAGAAUUCCACGAAAUGAGGCUCAGGAGAUGGAACUUCUACUAAAGAAAGCUGGGGAAGAUAUUUUGCCUGGAGUGGACAUUGUAUGUGGAGGAUCAUAUAGACGUGGGAAAGCUCCUUGUGGGGAUCUGGACAUUAUAAUUACACAUCCUGAUGGAAACAGUCAUAAAGGAUUUUUACCAAAAUAUGUAAAGCAUUUAAAGGAUAUGAAGUUUCUGAGGGAGGAUCUGGUUUACAGCAUACACAGUGAGGAGGGUAUUGAUUCUGGCGUUGACACAUAUUUUGGGCUUUGCACAUAUCCUGGACGAGAGCUGCGCCACCGCAUUGAUAUCAAGGUUUACCCACGUGAAAUAUAUGCAUUUGCGCUAAUACAUUGGACUGGCGAUGAUGUAUUGAAUAGGAGGUUGAGAGUUCUAGCUGAAUCUAAAGGAUUCCUUCUUGAUGAUGAUGGCCUAUUUCCAGCUACACGGGGCUCUCUCGGUCAGCGGGGCAUGAGAGGUAGCGCAGCUUUGAAAUUUGACACUGAAAAGGAGGUGUUUGAGUUUCUCGGGUUUCCUUGGCUUGAACCACAAGAGAGAAAUCUGUGAGAUGGGCGAAUGGCUUUAUUUAGCAAUAGCUUAACAAAUUGAGUCUCGUUAGUGAAAGUAAAUUAUGUAACUUCAUGACUUCCCUCA